Messenger RNA from Siniperca chuatsi (mandarin fish), 2892 nucleotides. RefSeq names its product ribosomal protein S6 kinase b, polypeptide 1b (gene rps6kb1b). Gene Ontology annotation, biological process: signal transduction; protein phosphorylation. The coding region runs from base 128 to 1708 and encodes 526 amino acids. Gene Ontology annotation, molecular function: ATP binding; protein serine/threonine kinase activity. The record is from RefSeq and is a predicted model, not a curated record. The transcript has 16 exons. Lineage: Eukaryota; Metazoa; Chordata; Actinopteri; Centrarchiformes; Sinipercidae.
UGGAGUGUUGCAGUGCGCAUGCUCCGUGUAGUAGCCGGUUAUGGCGGCGGUGUGUGCUUGUCCAUGAGGUGGGGGACGCUUGCUAUUCUUGCGGUCUGUGACAGAGCGAUCCGAGCGAAGCGUUGCCAUGGCUGGAGUGUUUGACAUUGAUUUGGACCAACCGGAGGAAAAUGUCUCCGACGAUGAGAUUGAGGAGGCUCAAAUCAAUGAUAUCAUGGACCAGUGCAGCGGAUUUGAGUUCAACAUGGACGACUGUGAGAAGAUUGAGAUAUCAGAGGACAACGUCAAUCAGGGGACGGAGAACAUUAGACCGGAGUGCUUUGAGCUGCUGCGGGUCCUGGGGAAAGGUGGUUAUGGAAAGGUUUUUCAAGUUCGAAAAGUUGUUGGAGCUGCAUUGGGCAAAAUAUUUGCCAUGAAAGUUUUAAAAAAGGCUAUGAUUGUACGCAACGCCAAGGACACGGCCCAUACCAAGGCAGAGAGGAACAUCCUGGAGGAAGUGAAGCAUCCCUUCAUAGUUGAUCUUAUCUACGCCUUCCAGACUGGAGGAAAGCUGUAUCUCAUCCUGGAGUACCUGAGUGGAGGGGAACUUUUCAUGCAGCUGGAGAGGGAGGGCAUCUUCAUGGAAGACACAGCCUGUUUCUACCUAGCAGAGAUCUCCAUGGCUCUGGGCCACCUGCACCAGAAGGGCAUCAUCUACAGAGACCUAAAGCCUGAGAACAUCAUGCUCAACAGCCAAGGCCAUGUAAAGUUGACAGACUUUGGGCUGUGUAAAGAGUCAAUUCACGACGGCACAGUCACCCACACUUUCUGUGGUACCAUCGAAUACAUGGCCCCCGAGAUCUUGAUGAGAAGCGGACACAACAGAGCCGUGGACUGGUGGAGUUUGGGCGCUCUGAUGUACGACAUGCUCACAGGAGCGCCACCGUUCACUGGUGAAAACCGAAAAAAGACCAUUGACAAAAUCCUGAAGUGUAAGCUCAGCCUCCCGCCCUACCUCACACAAGAAGCUAGAGAUCUCCUCAAACGGUUGCUGAAGAGAAACGCCUCGUCACGGCUGGGAGCGGGAGCAGGAGAUGCCACAGAGGUGCAGGCUCAUCCCUUCUUUCGACACAUCAACUGGGAGGAUUUGUUGGCUCGGAAAGUAGAGCCUCCCUUCAAACCUUUCCUGCAAUCAGCUGAAGACGUGAGUCAGUUUGACUCGAAGUUCACCAGUCAGACACCAGUCGACAGCCCGGAUGACUCAACCCUCAGUGAGAGUGCCAAUCAAGCCUUCCUGGGUUUCACAUACGUCGCUCCGUCAGUCCUGGAAAACAUCAAAGAGAAGUUCUCAUUUGAGCCAAAAAUCCGCUCACCUCGACGGAUCGUGGGCAGCCCAAGAACACCUCUCAGAAAAUCCAUGCUAAAUGCCACUGACCAAGUCCACAGAGCCAGAGGAGAAGAACAGAGGCAGGGCCCAGUUAAAUUCUCAGGGGGGGACUGCUGGGCCCGGAGCCCCCUCCUCCCCGGCGGAGGACCAAGUGUCCUCCAUUCACCUCAGGACCAGGCCAUGGAGCUGUCCACCCCAGAGCAGAUGGACGUCACAACAAGCUCCGAGGCUUCGGCCCCUCUUCCCAUCCGUCAGCCUGCCGGGGUCAACCUGGCUCACAUGAAGCAGCAAGCCUAUCCCGUUGUGGCCAAACGGCCCGAGCAUCUACGUAUGAACCUAUGACCCACCGCGCCUCCUUAGGAGAGUUUAUUUCUUGACUCUUUUUUUUUUUUUCUUUGUUGAUAUUUUUUAAGAAACAAAGCAAAAAGAUAUGGAUGCUAGAGACAAUUAAAAUCCAAAAUUGCACAUCCGCACACUACAUAUACUGUCACAACCUGGAGUUUGUGCGUGGGUCUGGGACUCCAGCGUGCUGCAGUUCAGUGCUGCCAACGACAUCGCCGUCUCACCACUCCUCCUCCGACACCUCAGGUCUCAUGACCUUUGUCUUCUGAACCUCUCUUUCUGAACUGGACUAGUAGGACCGGAAAUCUUUUGAGGAGCUAUAGCCUUUGUGCAACCAGGAAAUCAAAGGCGAUAAUGUAUCACACAGUAUGCAAGCGAUUUACUCUCAAAUGCAGUCAGUCUCCGUACAAGAUGACGUCCAAAGUUCUGCUUUGUGCUAUUUGAAUGAAUGCCAGCGAGGAAAUUACUUCCAUUGGGAGAUUUUGACAGUUCUUCUUAGAUAAAAAUGCUUCCUGGCUCUGAAUGAAAUGAUAUGAAUUAGGUUUAUUAUUGAAAAAGAUCAAAGAAAUCAUCAUUGUGAGCGGCGGACAAGCAGAGGUUCUGGUAUUGAUAAAUAUAGCUUUAUGUCUUACGAUGUUUUACAAAAUGGAUGCAUUAACUGUGCUAUAAAUCAACGAUGAAUCAGAGAGCCUAAAUUAAACAAGAAAUAAAACAUGUUGACUUUUAAAUUUCAGCAUUGGUGUUGUGGAUGGCUUGUUUGAUGUUGGAACCAUACUUCAAUUAUCUGCUCUUCAGGCCUACUGCACUGCGGGAUGUAUCACUGGAUUAGUCGACACAUCACCAGGCAUAAUUCAGCUUGAUGCAACGCGCCUCACUUUCCCAUCACCACCCAAAACAUCAAACUGAUCUCGGUGCUGCUUUGUGUGAGCCCACUCCGGCCGCCCAAGAGACUGUUGGCCUCGGCGCUGACAGGACGUCAGACCCCACCUGACCCCUGGAGUGACUUCAUAUUGGAGACUGUGGCACCAGUUGAUCUGGACACUGUCUGCAGUUGUGGGGUUUAAUGCUCCAAAAACUUGGGACAACACUUACAGCCUCUUGCAUCAGCGUUCACUUGUUUAGGAGGGAAAUUUUAGAAAUCCUGAAAAGCAAGGAAAAUUAUAAUAAAAUGUAAAAAAAACAAA